Rhopilema esculentum is the source of this 6442-nucleotide messenger RNA. Lineage: Eukaryota; Metazoa; Cnidaria; Scyphozoa; Rhizostomeae; Rhizostomatidae. The record is from RefSeq and is a predicted model, not a curated record.
UUGCAAUGCUAAAGGCCUAUUAGGAAAAUAAACAUACAUUGUUUGCUCGAAAGGUAACAGAACAUGAUUUGCCUGUGAUUGUGAAGGACGCACCAUUCCAUGGCCAAUUCGUGGAGAAGCAGUAGUGGAAAUUUAAAUUUUGUCAUAUUUUCAAACAAUGUUCAGUCAUUUGAAUUGUGUCAGGUUUUGAUGCAUUUCUCUGAUGAUGCUACAUAGGUAUUGUAAGACUAGUUCUUUUACCUAGUGGCACACGCAGGCUGCGAUAGCGGUGCUAACGAGGGGAGUGGGUUUGGGGGUGGAUUUGGGAUGGAUUCGGGAUAGGAUUUGGUGGGCCGCGACAGAUUUCAUCAUUCUUGUCCCGUUUAUGAAUACUGCCUAAGAUGCCAUUUAUUGACUGGAUAAUUUAUGAUCUUGCUGUUUACUUAUGUGCACAUUUAGAAUUCAGUAAGAUCCAAUUCAUCUUAGAACCUUUUUUAUUUUUAACCCCCCCCCCCCCCUUAUCUCCCCCAAUCUCUCUCUACAGAGAUGUUCAUGUUGAAAAAACAAGGUUUUGAUAUAUACCACUAAGACUAAUUUUAUGGUUAAAAAUUGUUUCCAAGCUAAAUGAAAUGAUCCUUAAGAUUUUAACAAUUUUCCUAGCCCUAAAGGCUUACUUUUUAGUUUUUGCAUAAAAAUUGUGAUGCUAUUACUUUUAUUAAAAAUUACCAUCACCUUUUGACAUUUUUCCUAAACCUAUAGUUUAACUGCCGAAUUUGGCAUUAAAUUAAAGUUUCUAUAUUGAUAAAAUAUAAUCAUAGAGCUGCCUCUAUUGAUGCUAGAAAUGUUUUUGGAAGCUGUUUUAAAUCGCUUACAGUUAUUUUGAAUGCAAGCAACUUCCAUCCAUUUUUGCAAUUCUCCAAUGCGAAAUAUGCAAUUCUACAUCAAAGGCGUGCACAUAGCUUGAAAUAAAAUCUGAGUGCUACAACCUUUUUUUAGAAGUACGUAAGGAUAAAACUUGUACUAGGUGUAUUUUUACUUUCAUACAUAGAAAGUAGGUUACGAAAAACGAAAAUAUACAGCAAACAGCGAAGAAAAAACGAAAACAAAAAGCAAUAUUAUGUGCCGUCCACUGCCGAAACAGACAUGGCAUCAUCUGUAGCUUGCUGCACUUAACAAUUGCAUUAACAGUCAGUCAGAGUUUCAUGUUUUAGCAGUUUUGAUAAUAAAGGUCCUGGAUCAUAAUUUUAAUUCAGAAUAACUUUCUCUCAAGACAAAAACUGCAACAGCAACAGAACAAGAGAAGAAACAUAUUCGCCAAAAAGAGAAAACGCUCAAACUCCAUGGUAAACGAACUGGGCUAGUCGCAGGACAUUGGCAAAUAGGAUUACAGUGUAAGUGCCUCUGCUUAUAAAUGUUUUACGAGCAAAUUGAUUCGUAAGGAAUUUCAAAUGAGGAAGCUUGCUUAAAGACGCUAUGAACAUGCAUAGAAAGAUAAAAUGAUGCCCUUAAUAUAGAAGGCUUUUAACUGGUGAAGACAAAUUAGAAAUAUAAUCAAGAAGGUUAAUAUACGCUUCGAGGUAGUCAAGUGCAGGGCAGUCAUCCAUGCAAGGUUUCCUCGUGCGCCCAAUCACUCGAUCGAGCUCCUCGUGAAUUGUAAAAAAUUGAAUGGAAACAGAAAGCUUGUGAACUAGCAAAGAUAGACUUUCCUGGCAAAAAGUUCAACUAGAAGCCAUGUGUUGCACUAAGUAAAACUGUUAGUAGAAUAUUAUAAUGUUUUAUAAAGACCUUGAAGUUCAUAUGGUAAUUUUGAAGAAAAAGCUUUUUCACGAUUCAAAAACCAACCCCAAUAUAAAAAAAGAUAUUUUUGCCCUUUCUAAACCAUGUAAUUCCUUGCGGUUUACUGGAAAGCAAAACUACACAAUAUACAUAGUUCUGAGUGCACUCAUCCCUGAAGUUCAUAAGUUGGCUCCAAUGAAAAAAGCUCUUUGUAUGACGUUAAAACCAACCUCGAUAUGAAAAUAUGACAUUUUUGCGGUUGUUAAACCAUUUAGUUCUUUGCGGAUAACUGGAAAUUAGAAGACAAUAAAGCCCCGAGUGAAUUUACCCCUUUAAGUUCAUAUGAAGGUUCCAAGAAUUGGUCGAUUGCUUCUCUUGUCAACUAAUAGCCAUACAUGUAUAAUGUUUCGCCUUUUCUUAUAAAAAAUCCAAAUCAAUUUAAUUUUUAUCCAUUCAAAAAGAUUCACUGCUUGGCUGCUCCAAAACAGGGGAUUGAUCGGGUUGAAUCAAAUGCAUUCUUAUGAUCUGUCAUGAAGUUACAGGCCUGUUCACAUGGUGACAGUAUGAUCCUACUGCAAGCUCUCAACGAAGGGUAGCCUUAGUAGGGCUAUGCUCCUGUAUACUCUUUAAAGUUUUUAUUUUCGGUAACCCUACCCUUAGAACUACCCUAGCUGAGAAGAAGGGCUGUUCUAAAGCUGGCCCCAGUUUUGUCUUUGUAAACGCUCCACUAAGGAUGACUUGCCUGCAAUGGUCAACUUUAGAUUGCAAUUUAUAGUCUUAGUCCGUGUUUCUACAACCUGUAUAAUAUUGCCUGUAAAGGCUAGCUAUAACUGACCCGGGACACAGGGUAAGCCUAGCGAUUGGGUUACUCUACAUCCAGAGACGCUAGAAGAACCGCAAGGCAGAGGGUAAAGCACCAAAAGUAAGGGCAAAAUAAAUGCAAAAUGAAGAAAAUGUAGAAAAUUCUGCGAGCGCAAGGGGGCAGCCGAAAUUCUUUACCAGAUAGAAGAAACAAUUUUUCUGUUACGAAAGGCAAUGCAUGCACUAAAAAUGCCGGAAAAAAUAAUCCCACCCAACAGAAGGACGAAGCCUUCUGCACCAAAAAAACGCUUCGUACAUGAGAGAGUUUGAGUUUUGACUUAAGAAAAGAAAAGAUGAGAAAGUUUGAAGUUAGAAAAUGUGAUUGUCCCGCACAAUACAGCAUUCUAUGGGAAAGCUGUUGUCAGUGCGCAUGAGCAAUGACCCUGUGACGUUGAUUGGUUUAAAAGGUCUUGUUGGAAUAUAAAGAGUCGGAGCCACCAUCUUCCCAUCAAGACCUAGGGCAAAAGUGGAACAUUCUUGCUAGAUAGAAUCUGCAAACGAAGCAGUUUUUCUUUGCUCGUCGUGCAAAAACCAGAUUUCCAAGUAUUCAAAGACAACGAAGCAGCCAAGCCCUAUCAAAAUGGUCAUCGAGACAGUUAUCGUGGCAAGCUUGGUCCUGUGUGCCCUCCUCUACGCGAAUAUCUUCAUCCGCCCAAAAUCUUUCCCGCCCGGCCCGAUCCCGCUCCCCGUUAUUGGAAGUAUCCACCUUAUUGGCAGUGAACCCCAGAAAUCAUUGAAGGCCCUUGCAAAGAGAUAUGGCCAUGUGUUCAGCGUGUAUUUUGGAGGUUGGCCUGUUGUCGUCAUAAGCAGCAUUGAAGCAGCAAAAGAGAGUUUGAUCCAGAAAUCAACUGAUUUUGCAGGAAGGCCUGUUUCCUACACGGGGAUAGAAGCAGCAAAAGGACAUAAGACAGGGCGAGGCAUUGACAUCGUGUACUCUGAUUAUGGACCAUAUUGGCAAGCCAUAAGAAAACUAGCGCACAAAGCACUAAAAAUGUAUGGGGCCAACAGAGUGCAACUUGAGAAAACAAUCAACACACACAUAGAUGAGCUGAUAGAAAGGUUUGCAAAGAUCGACAGCCAAUGUUUAGAUCCAAAGAGAAAUUUUGGUAAGUUGUUAUCAGUAAAAUAUUUCAAAACUCUGUGUGACCGGGGAGUUGCAGUAUGGAGUGAUAUCCGAUCUUUGAUUAAGAUCUCGAGUGUAUUUUCUAGGCUAUUCCGUUUUGGUACGGCUAGCAGUUGCAUUAACAACGGUUCUGACGGGCCAGGUGUAAAUGGAAAGCCUAAUUGUGCACAUUUAAGUUCAGUUCCCGAUGGUUUUAGUCUCAUACAAACGCUGCCUAAGAUUAAAGGGAUUCGUAUCGCAUGGUUAGAAGCAAACCGUACCGGUCCAAAAUUUUCGUGUCAAAGCAGCAUUGGGAUAGUUAGAAGGGCUCCUGAAUGCAAGUGCAUGGCUAGGCCAGGGAUGAACCCCAGUAUGCUUUGCGCAACCGUAAUAAUUGAGUUCUGUACCAUGCUAAAUAAGAUACUAACUGUGGCUCUUUUCUUUAUAGCCCUUAUAUCCACUAAUGUCAUCUGCCAGAUCGUGUCUGGGUCAAAAUACAACAUAGAUAACGAAGAGUUCAUGGCAAUCAUGCACUCUAAUAAACUAUUGUUCGAAGGCAUUGUGGGAACAAGUGGUGUCGACUUUCUCACGUGGUUGAGACACUUUCCAAAUCAUAAUGCCCGUCUGAUAAAAGAAUCUGAAAGUCUGCGGGACCCAAUAUUGGCGAAGUGGUUAAAGAAACACCGCGAGACAUUUGAGAAGGGAAACAUCCGCGAUUUCACUGACGCAUUGCUUGAUGCCGCAGAUGAGGAAAUAAAACAAAACAAAUCUAGUGACAGAUAUUUGAAGGAGGAAAAUAUACUGAUGAUUAUGGCAGAUGUUUUUAGUGCGGGCAUUGAGACAACGGCAACAACUAUGAAUUGGUUUGUUGCCUUCUCCGUACUGUGGCCAGAGACACAGAAGAAAAUUCACGAGGAGCUCGAUCGAGUGAUUGGGCGCACGAGGAAACCUUGCAUGGAUGACCGCCCUGCACUCAACUACCUCGAAGCGGCCAUUAAUGAAACCUUGCGCUUUGCCUCCGUUACACCGAUUGCUGUUCCACACUGUACCAAAUGCGACACAUCCGUUGCUGGCUACAAAAUCCCCAAGGGUACACACGUUUUUUACAAUUUGUAUGCCAUGCACCACGAUGAGCGUCACUGGGUUGGUCCAGAAGAUUUCCGACCCGAGCGAUGGCUGGAUGAAGAAGGCAAAUACAUCCCAGGCGCAAAACCCUCUUUCCUUCCAUUUUCAGCCGGAAAAAGAGUAUGUUUUGGAGAAGCACUGGCUAAAAUGGAGCUUUUUCUAAUUCUUGCUAAAGUUUACCAAAGGUUUGAAUUUCUGCCAGGCAACAAUGAGGAUCUACCCAAAGUUGAUGGCUUUGUUUUUGUCACACAUGAACCAAAACCGUACAAGAUCCAGGUCCGCAAGCGUCUCUAACCCCCCAGAUACAUGCCAAGCCUGCCAGAUUCACGUAUCUGAAUGCUCUUUCACGAUAUGUAAUCUAAAUUUAAUAGAAUGGUUAAAUGUUCGACUGCAUGUACAAAAUCACACGUAAUCGAAUGAUCUCUAGCCAGGCAGGCAUAAAAAAUUAAUGAUUGGAUUCACACAAAUAUUAAGGCACUACCAAACUAAAAUGUUUGAUCGUUAGUAUCUACCUAAAGCCAUUUGGGCUUAUUUAAUCCUGACAAUGCUAUCAAUGCCAUUAUGUUAUCUAUUUCAGGCCCGUAGCCAAGGGGUGGCAUGGGGUGGCAAUGCCACCCCUGGAGUAAGAGAAUUGCUUGUUUGGGUCUCUUAUUAUCCAUAUAUUACCCAUAUAUUAUGUUUAUUGGGGUCUUUUAAGAUGGUGCCUGGCGUUCAAGAAAAACUUUCGCUUCUCAGCAAAACUUGGAAAAAGACUUGCUGAAACGUCUGCCUGCAACAGGUCUGAGGAUUUGCCACCCCUACUCUACAGGCCUGGCUACGGGCUUGAUCUAUUUAGCAAUAAACAUUAACUGCCAAAGGCAAUAAUUCGGAAUCCAAGCAGAUGAGUCGGAAUUAUUUCUUGUAUUCCACAAACAGGGUAUCAGGGGCGUCGCGACCGGGGAGUGUGGGGAGGGGUGUCACACCACCCCAAUAGUAUCUCGAUAGGAAAUUUCAGGUAAAAUCCCCCAGUUGAAGAAACGCUUUAGGUAUUUCAGCGACCUUCAUGUAUUUACAUCAAAAAAGGAUCAAGCAAAGAUAGUUGCUCCUUUGGCUAAAUAUGAUAUUUCUUGAUAUGAAGGAAGAUAAAAAAACUAAUGACUUAAAUAUUUGAAGAUUUCUUGUUGGCACAAAAUCUAGAAAUCCAGGCACUCUUUAGGUAAAAUUGUGUCUUGUGUCCAUUUCCCCUAAAAAGGCAUGCUAAGAUGGAAAGAGGGAUCUAAAUUGGCAACCAGUGCCGCUUGUUACCUAGCUUUAGAAGUAAUUGCCAACAUGGAAUUUUGAAUACCACGGCGAAAUUGUACCAGUUGUUUUUAUCUGCUGUUCAAUUUGUUUGCAAAAAUAAAAGAAUUUUCGAUAGGAUUAGGAGGAUUACAUUAGUAAAAUUUACUUAAAAGAGGGCAUUUUCCACGGAAUUGGAAGCAUCAAAAUUCGAAAAUUUUCUACCGCCUCAGGUAGGUGCCCGUCCAGGUAUACAGAUUUGGCAAAACUGUUGUUUUGAGACUCUAUCGACUUGUUCACUGCGAAACAUGCAACUGACUAAACUCUACGUGACACGAAAGU